Molecule: messenger RNA, 1758 nt
Organism: Dermacentor andersoni
Lineage: Eukaryota; Metazoa; Arthropoda; Arachnida; Ixodida; Ixodidae
Product: solute carrier family 22 member 6-like
Biological process (GO): transmembrane transport
Molecular function (GO): transmembrane transporter activity
Source: RefSeq, a predicted model, not a curated record
AUGACCGCACGCCUCGACCAAUGGUCCGCGGCUCGGCUAUCUGGGCCCGCCGAGUCGGCUCUGACGAAGUCCACGCCAGUGCCGAAGCGGUCGGGGAGGCAGUGGCCCUAUGGGCACGGCGCCUUCCAGCUGCUACACAUAUUCGGCGCGGUCAUCGCACUCUACAACUACGGGCUGCACUACGAGAGCUUCAGGCUAACAGCUGGCGUAAUGGAUCACUGGUGCAGGAGGCCCGAUUCCAUGAAGAACCUCAGCGUGGACGAGUGGAAACAGCUGGCCAUACCGGUGGACGAGCGAGGCAAGCACAGCCACUGUACAAUGCGCGACCCCCCGGACGGUGGCCAUGCGGCUCGCAUCGUGCCUUGCGCAUCGUGGGAGUUCGACCUCGGCCAGUACGGGAACAACAUCGUCAGCCACUGGAACCUAGUGUGCGACAGGCGCUGGCUCAUCGACGUCGCGAGGCUCGUGUACGCGGCUGCAAGCAUGGCUCCGCUGCCCGCAGUCGGAGCGCUCGCGGACAGCAUCGGUCGCAAGGUGGUGCUCUUCUUAACCGUACCCGUAGUCCUCAUAUCGGGCACCGCUAGUGCCGUGCCGAAUGACUUCCACUUCUUCGUGACUGCGCGCGCCAUCGUAUCAGCCUCCACGAGUGCCCUGAUACCACCUAUGUACGCGCUGAUUUAUGAAUUGUCACCGAUAGAGAAAUACCCUGCGACCAUAAUCAUGGUCUCGCUAACUGCUUUGGUUCUGUCACCGAUCACGCUGUUUACUGCUCAACUCGUGAAGGCAGGUUGGGCGACGCUGCAGCUGAUAUUGAUGGUUCCAACAUGUCUUCUCCUGCUACUUUAUUACACCAUCGAGGAGUCACCCAGCUGGCUUUUGGAGACCGGCAAUGUCAGGGAAGCCGAGCGCAUCGCUUUGCGUGCUGCAAAUAUGAACAAGGUCUCCAUAGAGGACUGCCGAUAUCUCAUGACAAGUCAAGUAGCGGAAAUUCAGGCCCGCAGUCAGGAUGCUGGACAUAGCAGCGGUAUCUGCAGUCCACGGUUCAGGGCUUGCACCAUUACCAUUUGCUAUAUGUGGACUGCGAUAAGCUACGCCUUCGACACCUUCGUCAUAAACGACGGCGUUCCAGUCGGGGAAAUCGCGACCGCCGUGAGCUUCGUCAUUUGCUUCAUUGUGUGCGUGACCUCGGUGUCGUUUGUUCCCUGCUUCGGCUUCAGGAACUCGGUGGUCUCCACUGGGCUCGUCUUCGCCGUAACACUGACUGCCCUGGCCACCGACCUACGGGAGCAGACUGUGCUGCGUGAUUCGCUCGUAAUUGUGAUGCGCGCAACUGGAACCGUCUGCUUUUCGUACUAUCUCGUCAUAUCCGUCGUCCCGUACCCGGUCAUGACCCGCUGCCUUAGUGUCUCCGUGGGCCUUGCCUUUAGCCGAUUGGGUGAUACCUUGGCCCAGAUGAGUCCAGCGCUGCUUGGUGGCCGCCGUACAACGUUGCAGCUUGCCAUUGCUGCCGCCUUCAUGUCACUUUUCGUGGUGGGCGCUGAACUUGUGCCCUGUCACAUUGACAUUGAACAGCAAUGCCAAUUAGAGCCCAGCAAGAGCUCCGGCCACGUGACAAGCGAGGAUAGGAAGCGCGCCAUGCAAGAGACACUGGUGCGUCUACCAAGGGAGCCCGUCGAGCGCCGGGGCACCACCACCACGAAAGACAAAGCAACGUCCAGCGACUGCGCAAGCCAAACAAGUCGCGAGAAACCAUACUAA